AUGAUUAUCUCUCCAGCAAAGCAUCGUGAAACCAUUGCGUCGUCUCCGGUAAUCCUCCCUGAUGAACUCAUCACUGAAGUUCUGUCUUUUCUCAAUGCGAAAUCACUUAUGCAGCUCAAGUGUGUGAGCAAGUCUUGGAACUCGCUCAUCUCCGAUCCAUCCUUCGUCAAAUUGCACCUCCUUAGAUCUUCACGAAAUCCAAACAUAAUUCUUUUUCCGGCAACCUUUGUGACCACGUGUAGAAUUUCCCUACACAAUCCAUUCGUCAUACUACGCGGUUUGCUCGAGAAUUCCCCCAUCAGUCUCAUCUCCAUAGAUUCUAAAUCAAUGAUUAUGGGACGGAGGUGUCACAUUAUUGGUAAUUGCAAUGGAUUGACCUGUUUCGUCAAUUCUCCCUUCGAAAACAAUUCUCCCUUCGAAGUCAAUUCUCCCCACGAGACUGAAUUCUAUCUAUGGAACCCCUCAAUCAGGUGGUUGUCUCAAAAACUAGCCUCUUUUCACCAUUCUCACCAGGAUCUUAAUUCUUUGUUCAAAUUCUCAUUUGGUUAUGAUAAUUUAACCGACAAAUAUAAGGUGGUGGCCAUCCAUCCCAAUGAAGUCAGAGUUCUCACUUUGAGUGAUAAUGUAUGGAGAAAUAUUCAAAGUUUUCCCACGUAUCCUUACAAGUAUAGUUGGGACCAUGAGAAUGUUGGUGUCUAUUUGAAUAAUAGUCUUAAUUGGUUUGCCCUUAGAGAUACCCAUCUUUAUUAUCGUUAUCAUUGUACGGAUCUUAGUGUUCAACAAUUUAUGAUUAUCUCACUUGAUUUGGGAGUAGAGACCUACACACAGUUUCGGUUCCCUCAGAGUUUUGAUGAAGUGCCAGUUGUUGCUCCAAUUAUUUGCACGUUGAGAGAAUGUCUUUGUUUUUCUCACUAUUCCACGGAGUGUAAUUUUGUUAUAUGGCAGAUGAAGGAAUUUGGAGUAGAAGAAUCUUGGACGAAAUUGCUUAAAUUUGAUUAUCAGAAUGUACUUGAUAGUGAUUCAUAUAGAGUUGUUAAUUUGUUGCCAUUACAUCUUUUUGAGAAUGGAGAUAUGCUGAUAUCGGCUCACAAUCUUAAACGACUAAUUUGCUAUAGUAGCAGAGAAAAUAGAGUAGUAAGGCAAGCUAUAGUUACAAAUAGGAUAAGCAUGCCUUGGCCUAAUGUCUCCCAAUACGUGGAAAGUUUGCUUUCAACGUGUUGA
Molecule: messenger RNA, 1221 nt
Organism: Vicia villosa (hairy vetch)
Lineage: Eukaryota; Viridiplantae; Streptophyta; Magnoliopsida; Fabales; Fabaceae
Product: F-box/kelch-repeat protein At3g23880-like
Exons: 1
Coding region: 1-1221 (406 amino acids)
Molecular function (GO): protein binding
Source: RefSeq, a predicted model, not a curated record